This is a messenger RNA of Rhodotorula toruloides NP11, 2490 nucleotides long. RefSeq names its product adenosine 3'-phospho 5'-phosphosulfate transporter 1. Bases 1 to 2490 code for a protein of 829 amino acids. NCBI's taxonomy places the organism in Eukaryota, Fungi, Basidiomycota, Microbotryomycetes, Sporidiobolales, Sporidiobolaceae. The transcript is spliced from 11 exons. Gene Ontology annotation, molecular function: sulfotransferase activity; 3'-phosphoadenosine 5'-phosphosulfate transmembrane transporter activity. Gene Ontology annotation, cellular component: endoplasmic reticulum membrane; Golgi membrane. Gene Ontology annotation, biological process: transmembrane transport. The record is from RefSeq and is a predicted model, not a curated record.
AUGGCGGAACGCAGCGGGACGAAGCGCGUUAGCCUGGUGCUGCAUGCAGCCGGACUCAUCUCCAUCUACUCGCUCUACGGCGUUUUGCAGGAGAAGAUCAUGAAGAAUUCGACGUACGGCCCGAACAACGAGCAUUUCACCUCUUCCUCCCUCCUCAUCGUCUUCAACCGCCUCUUCUCCAUCGCUGUUGGGCUGGGGAUCUUGCUGUGGAAGACGAGGCAGCAGCCGGAACAUGGCGGCUUCUCGCAGCGACUGCGACCUGCGAGUCCUUACUACGCAUACGCGAGUGUCGCGCUGGCGAACUUUGCAAGCACGACUUGCCAGUACCAAGCUCUUCGCUACGUCAGCUACACGACGCAAAGUCUCGCCAAGACGUCCAAGAUGAUCCCGGUUCUCGUUGUUGGCGCGUGUAUCUACCGCAAGAGCUAUUUGACGAGGGAAUGGGUGGCUGGAGGCGUCAUUCUCGCAGGCUGCGCGACGUACCUCUUCUCCUCCCCUCCUACGCCUCACGGCCACGCCGCUCCGUCCGCGACAAGCGCAGACACCUGGGACGGCCUCAUCGGCGCCGCCUACCUUCUCGGAUACCUCUUCUUCGACGGACUCGUCUCCUCCACGCAAGAAGCCGUCUUCGGCAAGAACCCGUCCUCGUCCGACCCCUUCGGUCCUGAAUCGCCCGUCCUCGACCAGAUGAUCUACACGAACGUCUUUGCCGCCCUCAUCGCCAUCGCCGCAUCUGUCGCUUCGACCGCUACCGGCUCGUUUUGGCCCAACCUCGAACUCCUCCUCACGUCGGCGAGGCUGCUCUGGGACGUCUGCGUAUUCUCGGCCGCCAGCGCAGUCGGCUUGAUCGUACUCCUCAACACGAUCGCCUCGUUUGGCGCCCUCACCUCGUCGCUCAUCAUGACGAUCCGGCAGUUUCUCUCGAUCCUGAUCAACGCCGCCGCCUUCAAUAACUUUUCGAGUGUCUCGCUGGUCGGCUGGGUCGGCGUCUUCUGGGUCGCUUCGGGCAUCUGGAUCAAGAUCAACAAGAGCUACGAUCCUCCGAAGCAGCCCAAGGUCGUCUUCGACGUCGGCGACGACACCGAAGAGUCGCGCGGCAUGCUUGAGAAGGAGAUUGCCUCGCCAAUCGUCAUGCAGUACAUCGUGCCCCUCGCCAUUCCCGUCUUCGUCGCCAUCCUGCUCGCCCCGUUCUUCUCGUCUUCGAGCAUCGCCUUCGACAAGCCUUUCGAUCCUGCGACUUUAAGGACUGUCGGCACGGAUUUGCCGGUCUCCAUGGGCUCGGUCGCUGCACCCGUGACCGAGGGCCAGCUUGGCGACGACCAGCCUCUCGCGGACGACGACGGUAUGGCUGGAUCCGAGCUGGACGCACUCACUUCGCCGACGAACGACCUGCCCGAUAUAAUUACCUCAGCUGACGCCGGCGAUUCUGCUAACGAGCUCACCUCGCCGGAAAAGGCGGAGGAGGACGCCUUGAACUCGGCCGAAGCUUCCGAAGCAGCCGAGCUCGCCGUCGCCGUCGAAGGCGGAAGCUGGGACAGUCAGCUACACGAUGCAAUGAGCGCUGCAUGCAAGAACGAGCUGGUCACCAUCCCGUACCAGACGACGAUCCGCACCGCCUUCGCUUCUUUCCCUCGCUCCGGCAACUCAUACCUUCGGUCGCUCAUUGAGCGCGCGACAGGGUACCAGACGAGCUCCGUCUACUGCGACCGCGGCCUCGAGCGUACCUUCCACGGCGAGUGCAAUCACCGCCUAAACUUCUUCGUCAAGACGCACUUCCCCGCGCUCCCGCCUGUCAUCUCGCCGCAAAACACGGCGCUCGUCAACUACUACAAGCAGUUCGACUCCGCUGUUCACGUCGUCCGCAACCCGCUCGAUGCGGUCGCAAGCUGGUGGCACUUACGCCACGCUCCUCCGACAGCGGAGGGCUACCAGAACCACGAAGCGAAGGUCGAGCUACCGGGCGGCAAGUUCGGUGAGGCUCAGCGAGACGACAUCAUCGACCUUGCGAAGCGCUGGCGCCGACACACGACUUACUGGCAGCAGGCGCCGCUCCUCACCCAUACCCUUCGCUACGAGGACUUGAAGGCGCAGCCUAUCCCGAAUAUGAUGAGCUUGCUCUCGUUCCUCCUCCCCGAUGACGACCUGCCGCCUCUCGGAGACAUUGCGUGUAUCGCCGAAAACCACGAGAAUCUCCAGGCUUACCACUCGCGGCGUUCGUCCGACUUCGCGCAGUGGGACAGCUACGAGUCCUCACUGCGCCAAGAAAUCCUCGACAUCGUUCGACGACCUUUCUGCGCGUUCGGAUAUCGCCGCAUUCUCCUUGACGCGAAGGGCGACUUGCCUGACGUCCAGGAGGCUAUGGAUGGGUGCGGUUUCCUUGACCUCUCAACGUCUCUCUCGCUGACCUUUACGUGGCCCAGCUACUGCGACUUGGGCAUGGCGGACCCGGACUACGACGAGACGAGAGAAUCUUGGGGCAAGGGUGACUAA